UCACUUGGGCUUCCCUGAAGAAAAAAAAAAAGAAAGGAAAAGAUGGCAGAUGCAGAGAGAGGUGUUGUUUCCAAGGUGGAUUACCCAUGGAAAAUCACUGUUUAUGUGGUUUUCUGUUGGAUUCUUGCGGCCUUUGGUGGCUUAAUGUUCGGUUAUGAUAUUGGAAUUUCAGGUGGAGUGACAGCUAUGGAUGAUUUUUUGAAAAAAUUCUUUCAUUCUGUCUAUGAAAGAAAACUUCGUGCUGUUGAAGACAAUUACUGCAAAUAUGACAAUCAAUUUCUUCAGCUAUUCACAUCAUCACUCUACAUAGCUGCUCUUUUAUCAAGUUUUGUUGCAUCCGCUGUGUGCGCAAAAUUUGGUCGAAGGCCCACAAUUUUUCUUGCAUCAUUAUUUUUCCUGGCAGGGGCUGGCCUAAGCUCUGGUGCUCAAUACCUCUGGAUGCUCAUUAUUGGCCGAGUUCUCCUUGGGUUUGGUGUAGGAUUUGGCAAUGAGGCUGUUCCUCUUUUCCUGUCAGAGAUAGCACCAGUUCAGCAUCGCGGGGCUGUGAACAUUCUGUUUCAGCUUUUUGUGACCAUUGGAAUCUUGAUUGCAAAUCUUGUUAACUAUGGCACUUCAAGGUCUCACCCAAAUGGAUGGAGAAUUUCCUUGGGGCUCGCAGGGGCACCAGCCUUGUUCCUAUUUAUAGGUUCCUUAAUCAUUCCCGAGACUCCAACGAGCCUAAUUGAGCAUGGAAAAGAAAACAAAGGAUUAAAGGCACUUAAGAAGAUUAGAGGAGUAGACAAUGUUGACGCUGAGUUCAAACAAAUUCAAUCUGCCUGUGAGAUCGCCAGGGAAGUCAAGCAUCCAUUGAAGAACAUCAUGAAACGCUCCAGUAUUCCCCCGCUAGUUAUAGCAGUGUUGAUGCAAGUGUUUCAGCAGUUUACAGGAAUCAAUGCUAUAAUGUUUUACGCACCUGUUUUGUUCCAAACAGUGGGAUUCAGGAACGAUGCUUCUCUUCUAUCUUCUGUGAUCACUGGAUUAGUGAAUGUGAUUAGUACAUUGGUCUCAAUUUAUGCUGUGGAUAAGAUUGGGAGGAGGAAACUGUUGCUUCAAGCCUGUGUCCAGAUGUUCCUUAGCCAGGUUGCUAUUGGAAUUAUUUUAAUUCUGAAAUUGUCAGCUACGGGAUCGCUUUCAAAACCACUCGCAAUUAUUGUUGUGUGUCUGGUGUGCUUAUUUGUUAUGUCCUUUGCGUGGUCAUGGGGUCCUCUGGGUUGGUUGAUACCAAGUGAAACAUUCCCUCUAGAGACCAGAACUGCUGGUUUUGCUUUUGCAGUUAGCUCAAACAUGCUCUUCACUUUCCUCAUAGCUCAGGCUUUCUUAUCAAUGCUGUGCCACAUGAGAGCCGGUAUAUUUUUCUUCUUCGCCGCUUGGAUACUUAUCAUGGGAUUGUUCGUGGUGAAACUGUUGCCCGAGACCAAGAAUGUUCCGAUUGAUCUCAUGGUUGAAAAUGUCUGGAAGAAGCACCCAAUCUGGAGUAAAUUCAUGGACUGAUUUAGAAGACGUCGAUGUUGUUUAGUAGCAUUAAAAGGCCAAUUAGUAAUUGAAGGCCAAACAAUUCAUAAAUUUCGUAUUUUAGAAAUAUCUAGGUUUGUGUGAUUUCAUACUUUUAUUAAUAUGUAAGCUAAGUCUGUUCUUAAUUUUUAAAA
This is a messenger RNA of Hevea brasiliensis (rubber tree), 1685 nucleotides long. RefSeq names its product sugar transport protein 8. Bases 43 to 1530 code for a protein of 495 amino acids. The record is from RefSeq and is a predicted model, not a curated record. Gene Ontology annotation, biological process: monosaccharide transmembrane transport. Lineage: Eukaryota; Viridiplantae; Streptophyta; Magnoliopsida; Malpighiales; Euphorbiaceae. The transcript has 4 exons. Gene Ontology annotation, molecular function: monosaccharide transmembrane transporter activity. Gene Ontology annotation, cellular component: membrane.